AACAAAAGAAUCAGUACUGUUAAUCUUGGGUUCACCACACUCUAUUGAAGCCAUGUAUGGAUCCGAUGAUGAAAGCCAAGACACCGUGCCCAAAUACUUCACUGUCAAAUCGAAGUCGAAUGGUCGAUAUCUUCGUUAUAUUAACAACGAUAAGAUCAUGCAUGGAUUUCUCAAAUUCUCUGGAACUCAUGUGGUGAAUCCAUUUGCUAAGUUUGAGGUCGAAAAAGCUAAGGAGAAAUCCAAUAAGGGUCUCGUGCAUAUCAGGUGUUGUUACAACAAUAAAUAUUGUGUUCGUUGGUCGGGUAAAUCCAAGUACAUCGUUGCAACGGCGAACGAACCUAAUGAAGACAAAUCAAAAUUCUCAUCGACGUUGUUCGAGCCCAUCAAAGACCACGAUCGAAAGGCCUUUCGUUUCAAACACGUGCAACUUGGCCAAUAUCUUCAGCUACGACAACACUUAAGCAGCCAAUUCCAAGACGCCUUGUUCGCUGGCAGCUCCGGAUUCGAACAUGACGAGUCGGAUCUGUUUCAAGUGGUUGAUUGGUCCACUCUCUUCAUACUUCCAAAGCAUGUGGCGUUCAAGGGCAACAAUGGUCAUUAUCUCCAAGUCCAUUCUUCUGGGACUAAAUAUUUGGAGUUUUCAGGAUCCGAUGUGGGAGAUCCAAGGGUGGGGAACCAAAUCUUCACCACGGCUGAUGGACAUGUGAGGAUUAAAAAUGACUAUUUGGGUAAAUUUUGGAUUCGUGAUCCUAAUUGGAUUCAUGCAAAAGCCACUGAAACUGAUUUUGACGAUCCGAACACGCUGUUUUGGCCCGUUCGACUUGGUGAUGGCCAUGGCGUAGCGCUUCGCAAUCGAGGAAACGACCGAUUCUGCAAGAGGCUGACUACGGAGGGGAAGGAUAAUUGUUUGAAUGCUGCUGAAACCACCAUUGGGGCUGAGGCAAAGCUCGAGAUUGAAGAACUUGUCAUUUCGAGGGCGAUUUACGAUGUGAAUUUUCGAGCUUUAGAUGCUCGAUAUUAUGACGAGACGCCCAUGACAAUGAUAUCUAAAGAGAUGGUGAACAAGAACAGCGAACCGGAGUUGCAAAAGCUGAAGCUUCGGUACGAAGAUUCGAAGUCGUCAACAUGGUCAAACUCGGUCGGGACGAAGUUAGGGAUGAAAAUAUCAAUUGAAGCAGGGAAUCCAGAGAUUACGAGUCAAGAAGUGUCAAUUUCUGCUGAGUUCAAAAGAGAAGUAACAUGGGGAGAAACUACAGAAACUGUGUCUCGAAGGGAGGUGGAACAUCAAGUCACAGUGCCACCAAACUGUCGGGUGAAGGCCCAAGUGUUGGCCACUAAAGGGUUUUGUGACAUCCCUUACUCGUACACUCAGAGAGAUGUUCUUACCAAUGGAAAAGUCGUAAUUCAACACUUUGAUGAUGGGAUUUACAUUGGAAGCAAUUGCUAUAACUACACCUUUGUGACUGAUCAAGAAGCUCUGUGAUUGAAAGGAUGUGGCAAUGGAAUUGAAUCCUUAUCAAGUCUUCUUAGUAUUAAUGUACUAAAUAAUGCUGCCAUUUUUGCAGCUUUGUUUUUGUUUGUUUUAGUGUGUUUGAUAAACACUGUUUUGAGGCCAAUAAAAGUGAUGCAUGUCCUCAUUUUAAUUA
Cucurbita maxima (winter squash) is the source of this 1646-nucleotide messenger RNA. RefSeq lists its product as uncharacterized. The transcript is spliced from 3 exons. Bases 53 to 1483 code for a protein of 476 amino acids. The record is from RefSeq and is a predicted model, not a curated record. Lineage: Eukaryota; Viridiplantae; Streptophyta; Magnoliopsida; Cucurbitales; Cucurbitaceae. Gene Ontology annotation, cellular component: extracellular region.